This is a messenger RNA of Aphis gossypii (cotton aphid), 1162 nucleotides long. Its product is annotated as general transcription factor 3C polypeptide 6. The coding region runs from base 662 to 1009 and encodes 115 amino acids. The record is from RefSeq and is a predicted model, not a curated record. NCBI's taxonomy places the organism in Eukaryota, Metazoa, Arthropoda, Insecta, Hemiptera, Aphididae. The transcript is spliced from 3 exons.
GUUAUCAGCGAUCCAGGUCCAACAAUGGGGGUGCCCAUCUCUGCUCCCUUUGCUGGUAAGGCUACAGCUGAGACAGUCGUAUCCCAAGUGGGCACACAACUUAAACCUGGGCUUGUUGGAGAUAACGGAAAAGAUUUGUAUACUCUCGGUCUCCCCAGGAGACUAGGUCUUACCAAGCGGUCCUGACCUUAAGUGAUUGGUUUCGGAGCUUCCUCUAGCCUUGGCUGGCUGGAGACAGCCUGCUCGCGAUAAGCAAAUGCCCUAGGGGAAGGAAAACCCUGACAAAAACCCCUCAACCCCCAACUCGUCACAGGGUCACUUGGCACAGAGGUAGUUACGUGUCUACGAGGAUCCUGCGGGGUAUCUGGCGACCCCCGCAGUACACAGCCUUCCCUGUGGUACGCUGCACUGCCACUAGGAGGCGACCCUCUUAUGCCUACUCGUGGGAACUAUAUGGAAGCUUAUUAUGUUGGUGGACGGGAGCUAAUCCGUAAAAAUGGACAGCGGAGCAGACGCUGUAAAUUCUGCAACGAAGGCUCUGGGUACGCAGACGGCGUUGGUCAAGAGAAAAAGCACUAAUCAAAUUACUAAUCGGAUUACAGGAUUAUUAGUCACUCAAAACGUAUGACGAUCAAUUUGUUGUAUCAUUAUUGUUGUUAUUAUGGAUUCCAAUAAUGAUUCAUCAGACACAUUGGAUUGUGAAGAAAUUGUCGAGGAAACCUUGAUUCACGUUGUCAUGGAUAAUGCUGACGAAAUGUCCAUUUUGAAUCCUAACAGCAAUGUCCGAGUGUUGGCUGUAGAUUCUGAUUCUCCAGUAUUACAGAUCGAAAACAAGAUUUUUCAUUUUAACGAAUGGAGAUAUAUAACUGGAACAGCUAUGUUUUUUGAGAGGAAGAACGAGGUGAAAAAAAUUGAUCCUCUGUAUGAUAAUAGAUGUGGUACUGUUUUACAAUAUGUUGGUUCCACUCGUAAAUGUUUAGAAAUGACAAAAAAGGAAAAUAUUCAAUAAUCUUUUAUUUUCUCCAAAUCUAGAAUAUUGUUUAUUGAUAUUUUUCAUGUUAACAUCUGUAUACUCUAAAUAAUUUUGUACAUUAUAUUAGCAUAAAAAUAAAAACAUAUCUAUACAAAUUAUCAAUAAAGUAAAUUACUAAAAUGUUGACAA